AAAACAUUAUCAAACUUCUGACGAGGCAAUUUCCUUUAAUAUUUAUUUAGAUACAUAGCACUAGAAUGGACGACAAGCAUAUUAAUGAUUUUGCUGAUUUUGAAUCAACUCUGCAGAAGAUUGAGGAUAUUUUACAAAAUAAAGGAUCAUCUGCGGAAGAUGAAUCUGUCCUUCCAAAGGCCAAAACCGCGGAAGACUUUGAGAACCUCGAUGUUGAUAAGGUGCACUUAACAAUACGUGAAGACCGCACUGUAAUCAAUAAGAGUGAUGCUAAGCCUAAGGAGCAGAAGGGCAACGAGAAUACAAUGGAUCAGCAGAGCUUCAUGAAGGAAGUGGAGAGGGAUGCGAAUGAAAGGGCUCAGUCACGCGCUAAGCGUGAACACGAAGCGGAAGGGCAUCGUUGUCAAGGAAAUGAGGCUUUUCGCAAGGGAAGUUAUGAGAAGGCAAUUUUGCAUUACAACAAGGCGGUUGAACGCGUUAAGGAUAGUGCAAUAACCUACAACAAUCGGGCCUUGUGCUACAUCAGACUUCGCAACUACAAGCGUGCUCUUGACGAUUGUCAAUAUGUACUGGACAAAUUGCAGGAAACCAAUCUACGUGCUUGGCUUUAUAGGGCCAAAGCUUACAAGUGCCUGAAGGAUGUUGACAAGUUUGAGGAGAGCGUUGCCAAAGCUCGACAGCAUAAUCCAAAGCAACUUUCGUAUAUUGACAAAUUUAUUGGACAGAUUGAAGACGAAAUGUAGAAGUGUCUAGUUGCGAAUAGAUAACUAUAGUAAUACGAAAAUAAAUGUAUUGUUACUUACUCAG
Drosophila albomicans is the source of this 807-nucleotide messenger RNA. RefSeq names its product tetratricopeptide repeat protein 12. Lineage: Eukaryota; Metazoa; Arthropoda; Insecta; Diptera; Drosophilidae. The record is from RefSeq and is a predicted model, not a curated record. Bases 66 to 743 code for a protein of 225 amino acids. Gene Ontology annotation, molecular function: protein binding. The transcript has 3 exons.